Pleurotus ostreatus (oyster mushroom) is the source of this 2697-nucleotide messenger RNA. RefSeq lists its product as uncharacterized. Gene Ontology annotation, biological process: regulation of DNA-templated transcription; DNA-templated transcription. Gene Ontology annotation, molecular function: DNA-binding transcription factor activity, RNA polymerase II-specific; DNA binding; zinc ion binding. Lineage: Eukaryota; Fungi; Basidiomycota; Agaricomycetes; Agaricales; Pleurotaceae. The record is from RefSeq and is a predicted model, not a curated record. The transcript is spliced from 8 exons. The coding region runs from base 1 to 2697 and encodes 898 amino acids.
AUGCCUCCAGUCACUUCUUCAGAGAGCCAGGACCACCAGCAAGCUCAGGCCUCUAUUCUCAAGGAAAGGCGCUUCAAGCUAAGCAGGGCGUGUGACCGAUGUCGGCGGCGAAGGAUCAAGUGUGAUGAAGGUCAUCCUUGCCAGGCAUGUCUGUCGGCGAAUUCAGCUUGUACGUUCGAGGAGCCGGGGAAGAGGACACACCCACACAAAUCAAAACGAACAGCGACCCUGGAAGACAGAAUGCAUCAUUUGGAGACGCUGAUUCAAGCUAUACCCCCAGCAGUCUUUGCAGCAGGCGGCAUUGUGCCGCCUGUGAAUACCAGUACGAAGGCCUCUACGGAUCCGAGUACAACAAGUCCGAUCACUCCGUUCAUGUACCCAUCGCAAGCAUUUCCUCUGGGCGUGCCACCACCAUCUUUGCAUGUAUUCCCCCUAAUCAACCCCUCCACCCACUUCAGCCCUGAUCCCAAGGCCAAUAACGAACGACAGCAAAGCCCUAUCGCCGCGUUCAAUUCACUCUUCCCCAAUGCUUUCCCAUCGUCAACCGUCGCCCAUGUCACAACCCCAGACCAACUUGCUGACGAGACAUCACGAAUGUCCUUGGCUGCAUCUUAUUUGUACUUCGAUGAUGAGGGCUAUACACGGUGGCAAGGCGAAACCUCUGGGCUCCCUCUUUUGGACCUCCUCGUCGAAAGGCAUACCCCGGCUAAUAACCGCGAAAAAGUAGAAUCACCGGCUAACAUAGAUACUUCCUCGCCAGGCCAGAAUGGCGCUUCCAAUUCUACCAAUACUGAUUGGUUCCCUAAUCGCACCCUCCGACGCACUGAUAUUAAUCCUCAAAUAUUGUGGCGACUUAUCACGUCUUAUAUUGUUCCGGAAUUAAUGGACAGUCUUGUACAGUGUUACUUAUCUACGUCAUAUUACAUUCUCCCAUUCCUUCACGUUCCCACCUUCCUUGCUGAUUAUGGAAACCCGCAAAAAUGGGGAGAACCGGGAUUCGCAGCGUUCAUCGUUUCUAUCUGCUGCCUUGCCUCGCGUCACAUGGAUGAUCCUCGCGUUCGCCCCAACGCCAAUGAUAGCAUUUCUGCUGGAACGCACUGGUUUGAGCUUCUUGGGCGAUUACGCACCUUGCCGAUUGCCGACAGACCAACACUCUAUACCAUUCAGGCAAAUCUAAUCGCAGCUGUCUACGCGGUUGGACUAGGCAGACUCUCCAAAGCUGCAUCCCUCUUGUCGGAAGCAAUUACCAUGUGCAUCGAUUCCGGCAUGCAUCGCUCAGCCGAUACGUAUGAUGUAUUCGAUCCGAUCGAGGACGAAGUGCGAAAGCGGACCUUUUGGUGCGUCUACAUUUGGGACAAGCAGCUUGCGGCGCACUUUGGGCGUCCCCCAAUGAUCAGGCUGAGAGAUUGUGACGUUGGAGAGCCGUCUCCGGUGGAUGAUGAAUAUAUCUCGCACGACGGCAUUGGCACACCACCCACGGGUACCGAAUCCCGGAUGACCGCGUUCAUAUGUUCGUUGCGAAUUCUGGUUAUUUUGGAAUCUGUUGUGGACGUUCCUCCGGCCCGCACUUGGGGAGAUUCGUCGCCUUUCUUGAUGCGAGCUGCCUCUGUUCUGUCAGGCACUCGCCGGUACAAGGAAUUGCGAGAGGAGGAGGCGUUGCUGGAUGAGGUUCACCAUAGUAUACCACCGUUUUGGUCCCACACACCCGAUACAUUAGCAAGCGAAGAUACUAUCCGAGUAACACAGGCGGAACGUCUGCACGCUGCGGAGCACUUUGUCCGACUACUGAUCUACCGUCAUCGUUUUUCGGAACUCGUGGCAGAACGGAUGGACAAUGGCGAAGAGGAACAAUCGGACGCUGAGAAGGAAGCCACAAUAGCAGCCCAUAAUUCGGCAUUGCAGAUCAUAACGACUCACCUACAGAUUGCGAAGAAGGGCUUGAUGACCUAUUAUGGAGUGCACGUAAUUCAUCAACUCACUCAAGCCGGAAGAACCCUGGUCGCUAUCUUGCUAAACUGCAAGUCGGAAGCUUUGCAGCAUCUUAUUUCACCGGCUUUGGACGCAUUACGCUCCUGCGUUGGUCUCCUACGUCGGUUCAGCGGGAGAUAUGUUUGCGGUUUGCGUUCGGGUGAUCUUAUGGAAGAAUUUUGCCGACUUACGCAGAUACCGUUGGAGACCUCACGCUCAGACGGGACACCAAGCAGCAGUACACGACCUGCAUGGAUUCGUCCUAUCCGCAAGAAAGCUCAUUCAGUUGCUCGCUCCUCCCACAGCGACGUGUCACAGCAUAGUAGUCCUGAGGCAUUUUCGCCAGCAGACUUCCUCGCUGACCCGCCAAAAUCUGCGUUUCAAAAUGGAACUACGAUGAUGUCGCCGAAGAUGGCUGGACCGUCAUCGCCAGCGUUUAGUGGCGCCAAUGGAGUGACCUCGAGCGGUGUCACGAAUGGCAACGGACAGGCGCCUUCACCGUUCGCUGAUACAUCGUCUGGCAUGAAUUUGGAUCCCCAAAUGUUCAUGAACCCCUCAGACGUGAUGGCCCUUUUCAACGACGGUUCAGUAGACGUAAACUCGAUGUUUGGUUCCGAUUUUAUUCAGUCGCAGCCCUCACCACCAUCAGCAUCGCCCAACGACCAAAGUACCAACGGCUUCGGGACGCCUGGUAUGUUCAAGAUGAAUGGAAUUGUAUCUUCUCCUUGA